AGUACAAGCUUCCUAAUUUUCUGAGAAUUUUUCAUAUAUUAUUUUCUGCUUUUCGUCGAAAAAAAGGAUUUUCUCGCGUAAACAGUUAAACUUUCUGCUUUAAUAUAUAGAUGAAUAGCACUUUGACUUCGCUAUCGAUUUACAUAAUUUUAAUCAGAUUUUAACUGAAUCUCACAAGUGAAUUUUUGUGAAAAGUAUUAUUGGUUUUUGUAUAACUACUUUUGAUAGUCAAAUUCAAUAGAGAAAAUUGAAAAAUAAUCGAAUGAACCUGUAUAAUCGUACACAACUAUGGCCUGACACAUUGAAAUAGAAUGGAUUGUAGUCUUGUUAACAGUUUCAACUGACCUACCUGGAUGCAAUCAGUGUUUUUCGCCUCGUGAAUCCAAAAAGCAAUAGAAAUAACAUGAGAUUCGUGUUCAGCACAACAAACUGAAUCUAACAGAGUACAAUCAAAAAUGUCAUGUAUCUCACUCUGGAAAAACACCACUUCAAGGCAUAAGGUGAGACAACCUAUACUUGAUGUAAAAGUCGAACGAAUCGCAUGUGGUUCUAAACAUUUGAAUAAAAACUAUUAACUAGAACUAAACACGUUUUCAAACAUCUAUUUCUAGAUUACACUUGAUUUCAAUUGUUGAGGUAUCAAUCAUAUGAACAUGGCAUUUAACAAUACAGGUAAAAUUCUAUAUCGUACAGAAAACAAAAUGAGUAAGUCAACGAUCAGGUUUCGUUACGCCAUACAUAUAUGCCUUAAGUGAUUGUAAGAUCCAUGUGAUCUGCGACACGACUACUCACCCUCAUCCACACCCUCAUUAUCAAGCUAACUUUGUUUUCCAAAAGGUUUACCAUUCAAUUCUACACAAGACGUCUAGUAAAGGCUUUUUCUGGAGAAAUUUGACAAGAUUAACGAUUGAAUUGAAAUAAGAGAGGCAUUUUGUAGCCUUCAAUAACCUUUAUCGAUUCAUGAUCCAUUCACUAUCUUUGUGCUCAUUCUUGCGAUGUACAUCAAUCAUUGUUUUUUUUCGGAUUUAUUACUCUAAACACAAAUAUUCUGAUGUGUAUUUUCGAAACGACUUGGAAAGUUGGUCUUGUUUUUUAGAUGUUAGGUAGUUCUUUUGUGAAAACAAAAAUUUAGCUUGAUAAAAUGAUAACUAAAGGAGUGAUAGUGAACAUUCUGCGACCAUAUACCAUUCUUUUUGCUGCACACGUUAUCUAUUCCAAUCAUAUUUGUUUGUUACGAUGAUGAUAAAAUCUGGCCAGAAACAUAUUUGUCUUUCAGAAAGAAUCAAAACAUGACUUGUCCAUCAGCUCUGAUAGAUUUAACGAUCGUCAGAACACAACGUUAUUUAAAACCGUUUUAGGAUAAACAUUGCUUCAAAGAUAUAGAGUCGCUGAACAAAAGUUGAUUGAACUUGUAUUACGGAAUUUGUUUUCCGACAUUUAUAUCUUUUUCAUUCAACAAACUAAAAAACAAUUCUAAAUGACAGAAAUCACGCAGUUUGUAUACGUGCAUGAUUUACAUACAUUGUCUUCUUUCUGUUGUACGUAGUUCUCCCGAAUAUUUCUCCGAAUGCCAGAUGGAUACAGAACGGUGUCACUGUUGCUGGAGGAAACGGAAAUGGCAGUGCAUCCAACCAACUAUUCUCCCCUUGUGGCCUCUAUGUCUAUGACGAUCAAACGAUUUUGAUCGUUGACUGCAUGAAUCAUCGUAUUGUGGAAUGGAAGUCUGGUGCAAAGAGUGCUCAAGUAGUGGUGGCUGGUGGUAACGGGCAGGGAAAUCGACCUGAUCAGUUGAAUGGACCAACAGAUGUGACUGUCGAUAAAGAAACAGACACUCUCAUCAUCUGCGAUCGAGGGAAUCGACGAGUGAUGCGAUGGUCUCGUCAAAAUCGAAUAAGUGGAGAAACGAUCAUCGACAAUAUCGCUUGUAAUACAUUGACGAUGGACGAUCAGAGAUUUCUCUACGUCUCUGACGUCGAAAAGGAUGAAGUAAGACGAUAUCGAAUGGGAGAGACAAAUGGAAUAGUGGUGGUGGGUAGCAAUGAAAAAGGUGAUGGUCUCAAUCAACUCAAUUGGCCCACUUGUCUCUUUGCCGAUAGAGAACAGUCUGUCAAAAAGCAAUAG
This is a messenger RNA of Didymodactylos carnosus, 2121 nucleotides long. The record is from the annotation of a GenBank genome assembly. NCBI's taxonomy places the organism in Eukaryota, Metazoa, Rotifera, Eurotatoria, Philodinida, Philodinidae.